AUGACGACGCAACUCGAAGUUCGGGAUGACCCCGAAAAACAAGGCUCUAUGGAUCGGCCGCAAUCGAUUGGUUCCUCGCCGCGUGAAAGAAGCGAUGACGAACCCGAUCUCGAGCACACAAAAUCUGAAGAUGCGACUUUCGUGCCCAUAGUCGCGCCGGCAAGCCAACGUCAUGAACAACUGAGAAAAACGCGGUCGAACUUGUCGCGAAGUCGCUCGCUAGAAAGAUCAUGGUCUCUGAAUGACGGUGUCAGCGUUGGACAUGAAACUACUCAUGGCGAGGGAAGCGAUGCGGAGAGUCAACAUAUAACAGAGGAAGAUGAUCAGUAUACAGUCGAAUGGGACACAGAUGAUCCAAUGAACCCGCGAAAUUUGAACAAGGCUAGAAAAUGGGUAAUCGUGGUCAUUGUCUCCAUGGGAUCACUUUGCGUUACCUGCACUUCAUCGAUGUAUACGACAACCUAUGACCAAAUCAUGAACGAGUUCGGCUGCUCCCAAGAGGUUGCGACGUUGGGGUUGUCCUUUUUCAUCUGGGGUCUAGGGAUUGGUCCACUUUUCCUGAGUCCGUUGUCCGAGUUCUACGGUCGACGCAAGAUCUACAUAGUGUCCUUCACACUCUUUCUGAUCUGGCUCAUUCCUUGUGCCGUUGCUCAAAAUACAGCGACGAUGCUUGUUUGUCGGUUUUUCAAUGGCCUCGCUGGAAGCGCUUUCCUGAGCGUUGCGGGUGGCACGGUAGGUGACAUGUUUGACCGGCACGAGCUGGGAUUGCCCAUGAUGCUCUACACUGCAAGUCCGUUCAUUGGACCCGAGGUCGGCCCUCUCGUUGGAGGCUUUAUCGACUACUAUACAACGUGGCGUUGGACUUUUUAUGUCCUCCUCAUUUGGACCGGAGUUCUUCUGGUCUCGAUCGUGUUCCUGGUGCCUGAGACGUACCAUCCUGUACUUUUGAGACGUAAAGCCGAGAGACAACGCAAAGAGACAGGAGACGAUCGAUGGAAAGCGCCCAUCGAAAAGAUGCAUCGUUCGGUGGCACAGACGGUGCUCCGCUCCAUGUACCGUCCACUCAUGCUUUUGGCUCUGGAGCCGAUGUGCCUGAGUCUCUGCGUUUUUUCCGCAAUUUUGCUUGGUAUCCUCUAUCUUUUUUUCGGCGCGUUCCAAUUGGUCUUCAGGGAAGUGUACGGUUUCCUGCUUUGGCAGCGAGGGCUCUGCUUCCUGGGUCUUUUUGUAGGCAUGGUGAUUGCCAUCCUUUCAGAUCCCUUCUGGCGUCGGAAUUAUGCCCGUCUGGAACGCAACUUUCAAAAGCAGCGAAACAACACGGAUGAAUUUCAACCUGAAUGGCGACUUCCUCCCGCAAUCCUUGGCGGGCCCCUGGUCACUAUUGGCCUUUUCAUCUUUGCUUGGACAAUUUAUCCUAAUGUGCACUGGAUUGCGCCGAUUAUCGGCAGUGUGUUGUUUGGUGCUGGCACAAUUCUUGUCUUUUCCGGCGUCUUCACGUUCCUGGUCGACGCAUAUCCAACUUUCGCGGCCAGCGCGUUGGCGGCGAACAGCUUUAUGCGUUCCAGCUUUGGUGGAAUUUUCCCCUUGUUCGGAAUUCAGAUGUACAACAACCUCGGCUUUAACUGGGCGACGACUUUGUUAGCCUUCCUUACGCUGGCAAUGCUGCCAUUCCCGUAUAUUUUCUUCCGAUACGGACCCAACAUUCGCAAGAAGAGUCGCUUCGCCACUCGACAGACAUGA
This is a messenger RNA of Penicillium diatomitis, 1737 nucleotides long. Its product is annotated as MFS transporter. The transcript has 11 exons. Gene Ontology annotation, cellular component: membrane. Gene Ontology annotation, biological process: transmembrane transport. Lineage: Eukaryota; Fungi; Ascomycota; Eurotiomycetes; Eurotiales; Aspergillaceae. Gene Ontology annotation, molecular function: transmembrane transporter activity. Bases 1 to 1737 code for a protein of 578 amino acids. The record is from RefSeq and is a predicted model, not a curated record.